AUGGUGGUGACAGAUGUGGAGUUAGGGACAGGCCGGGCCAUUGGCCGGGACUGUGGCGGCGCCGCGCCCGCGCGGCUUUCCGUGACUGGCGGUCUGCGCUCCUCAGUCCACAGCGUGAGCUCGUGCGCGGCGGCGGCCGGCCUGCAGUGGGCAGAGGCGGCGGACGUGGGCGGCCUCCGACACGGGACGGAGCCGGCCGAGGAGAGUGGGAGCGCGGAGGGGACCAGCGGCCUCGCCCCGCCGCCGGGUGAGGACUCAGCCCGGGCACCGGGGCUGCGCUCACGGCUCCCCACGCGGUCGCAGUGCGCGCCCGGGGGCCGGGAGCCCCGGCUGGUCCUUUCCCUUGCUGAGUUCUUCUGGCCGUGCAUCCUGUUCAUGAUUCUGAUAGUACUUCGUUUUCAAGAGCCUCCCAGACACAGAGACAACUGUUACUUGCAGCCCCGUGAUCUGCCCAGUCAGGGAGUUUUCCCCUUUGUCCAGGGCCUUCUUUGCAACACUGGGUCGAGGUGCAGGAACAUCAGCUAUGCAGAGUCAACAGAGCACCACUUCCGUUCGUCUAGGUUCCAGAGCACAGCUGGCCGUCACAAGAAGAUCAGUGACCUGGUCUUCUUCCAAGAGAUGCAGGACCUUGCUGAGGAAAUUUAUGAGAUGAUGGACAAGGCAACAAACUUACAAAAACUUUGGGUAGAAAGAUCCAAGACUCCAGAUUCUUCUUAUGGUUCUGGCUUUUUAACAAUGGAUCUCAAUAAGACCGAGGAGGUGAUAUCGAAAUUGGAAAGCCUUCAGCAGCAGCCCCACAUCUGGGAUUUUCUGCUUUUACUGCCCGGGCUAGCCACAAACAGUGUCCACAGCGCUGACGGCAUCGGUGGUGGAGUCAACCUUCUCCAGGCCGUCUCCAGGAUAUUUCACAUGCCUGAAAAUGCACAGUUGUCCCUGGAACAAGCACACUACUGGGACGUGCUCAAGGGACUCAUCAGGAAGACUUGUGAGGUGGCUCGAUAUGUGACUAUGCCAGGCGGCUUCCAGAACGGCCCACCUGCUUUCUCAGAGGAAUCUCCUUGUUAUAAAGAAAACAUAGAUUGGAAAAUCAUCAGUGAUAAUUAUUUUGCAUUUUUGAAAAACUUCCUCAAGUCUCCAGUAGCUUCCAUAUCCAGGCUCUUAAAUUCCAUGAAGGAACUUCUCAUGAUGGAAAAGAAGUGGCAUACCCUAGAGGAUGAGCACGUGGGCUUUCUUUUAUCAUUUGUGGAAUUUUUGCAGAAACUGUUAUUGCCUGAGUCUUCCCACUCAUCUGGUGUUCCCCAGUUCCGUAACCCCCCAUCUCUCACUGAGGCUAGUGUCAAUACAAGGCCACUAUGGGUAAAUCAUUUAAAAAGUUUAGAAGGAGAGCCAUCUGGUAGUGAUACUCAGAAAUUUUUGGAACUUGGCAAAGAGAUGAUUGAAAAAAUACAAACGCUUGAAAGGAAGGAAUCAAGAUAUAUUUUGAGAUUUAUGGAAUUAUUACUUUUGGAGAUCAAUCCCCAGCUACUGGAAUUGUGGAUGGAUGACAUUUCAAAAGGAGAAAGACCUAAAGCGGAAACCUCGUCUAUACUUUUAAAUUUUUCUGUGCCAGAAAAUGAGAGGAUUCUUAGUAAAAGCUUUAACUUUUCCCAGUUGUUCCAUUCAGAUUGGCCUAAAUCGCCAGCUGUGGAACUAGAUUUUGUUCAUUUAAGUGAAACUAUAAUAAAUAGUCUCUAUGAAUUUGGAUUUCUGAGGCGGCAUCAAGUCUCCGAGGCCUUGGACGCAGUGUAUGCUGUAAGGAAUGUAUCCGCUCAUUUCUUAACCCUUUCCGAACCUCAGAAACAAGAGGUUGAUAAGGUUUUGACUCAUGUGUCUCUAAAUGUCUUCAAGGACAAAGAUGCAGCUCUGCUUCUGCAGAUUUCUUCUUCAUUUUACCAACAUAUUUAUAAAUUCUUGAGCAUUCGUAACACAGAAGCUCUGCUAUCUGUCCUUACACAAAUCUCAAAACACAUUUUGGAUAUCAUAAAGCAAUUUAACUUCCAAAGCAUCAGUAAAGCAUUUACAUUUUUAUAUGAGGCAACAGAAGUUCUUGGGGGAAUUUCUGAAGUAUCUUAUUGUCAACAAUUGCUUUCAGCUUUUAACUUGUUGGAGCUUCGGGCCCAAUCCUUGAUGUCUGCAGAGGGCCACGAAUUGGAAGUGAUCCCUGCCACUCUCACAGGCCUCAAACGGCUGUUCACAGUGGACGAAGAGGUUCGUGUUUCUCUGUUUCAGUAUAUGAACUACCUCUUCAAUGGUUCAGCAGAAGCGCUGUUGGGUAAUGAAUGCUUUGCUGUGAAUAAUAAAAGCAUUUCUUCUGUGAAUUAUUCAAUAGGUGGGGGGUCUCCAUUUAGUCUUCCGUGGACACAAAUUCUUUCAAACCUCUCUGCAAAUGGCGGUGCGUUCAACGAGUUUAUGGCUGUCCACUGUACCGUUUCAUGGCUUCAAAUGUGGACUGAAAUCUGGGGAAGCAUAGCUCAGAUAUUGAAGGUGGAUGUGAACGUUUUCAGUCCUCUUCAAGUUGGUCUCACUCAGCUUUUGGAUGAGCUGGAAAGCAAUGUGAACAUUUCUAAAACCUGCCAAGGAAUAUUUCCCACCCAUCGCCCUGCUACACUCUUAUUACAUCUAUUUGAAAAUGUGACUCAAGCAGACGGCUUCCACAACCCGGACGAUUUGCUGACUCUCAGGGAUCUCUGGGUAGCGUUAGGUGAUGCAUUCGUUAGAGUAAAGUCGCUCAACCUGGGCCAAGUAGAGAAGUCCCUUUUCACCAUGGAGGCUACCCUGAGUCAGCUGAAGGCAUUUCCAUUUAACGCAAGUGCAAGCAGAGAAGGUUUCUAUCCUCUGCUUGACGUUUUCAUUGAGCUAAGCAAUACCUCAGAGUAUGUAGGUAGAAACGUACAUUUAAUAAACCACUUUCUUUCAAACAACGCCACAAAUUAUGGAGCAAAGUUGGAAAGUAUCAUCACCAACCUAAGAGAAACAGUAUUAUUUCUUAGAAACGUGUCCCAUGACCAAGAUUUGUUGUCCUGUGCUGAUAUUUUCCAAAAUGUUACUGAGUUUAUUUUGGAAGAUGGAUUAUUAUAUCUAAAUACUUCACAGAGGACAUUACACAUCCUGGCCAUGUUAAAUUCCACAUUUUCCUCCGAGGACACAAUUAGCCGACUGAAAGGGUGCAUUGAGUGGGUGGACAUCAUAAACCAUCUGCGCGUGACCUAUCAUCACCCCAGUUCUUCACAAGGCCAUCUGCAGGGUGCUCUGAGGAGUUUCAGAGAUGUGGGAAACAAAAUGAACUCUACACUGAAGCUUGUGAAGCUUAUGAUGGAAUCUGGUUGUUCAUUGAAUAAGUCAAAUAUCAAUUGUGUGAAUACUUACUUGGAAAAUGUAACUGACUUUCUAAAUGUUAUACUUACUGCAGUCUUUGAAAAAGAAAAGGUACCCAAAUUUGAGAUUUUAUUAAGUCUUUUAAAUGAUUCCACUGAUCAAAUAAGGAUGAUUAUCCACAACUUAACAAGAGACUUUGAAUUUGCAUCUCAAUCCAACUGGAAACAUUUUACUGAAUCGAUUCUAAGACCCACAGACAUGUCCAAUGAAAUUCCUAGCCAAUUUCAAAAUAUUUGGCUGCAUUUAGUAGCUCUGGGGAAGGAAAUUCAAAAACUUGCAAAAGAUAUUUUCCCUAACGUUUUGGAAAAUAACUCUUCUUCUGAAAUGGAAAAGUUUUUUAAUGUAUUUGCUACCAGUCCGAAGGAAAAGGAUAUAAAGAGUUUAGGCAAUUCAUUUUUCCACUUAGCUAGUUACCUUGCCUUCAACUUAUCUCAUGAUCUGCAAAAUUCAGCUCAGAUAAUUCCACAUGAAGUAAUGCAAGCAGUGGGUCUUGGGAUUCAGUUAAUUAGCGAUGUGUUCAGCUCUCUAGUGCCCUCAGUGCAUCACAGCAGUCCAGAAGGUCCGGGGAACAGUCAAUCCUUAAAGAAGGUAACCUCUCUCCUGCGUGCUCUCAGGAAGACAAACACAGACCUGCUGGUAGACCAGCUUGAGCAGAUUGGUGAAGGCCUAGUGGAUUUCUUUAAGAAUGUCAGCAGAGUUGGUACUGGCCAUCUGGGGGUCAACAUGCUUGUUGGCUUGGUGGAGAAAGUUGUAGACAGCUCACGUUCCUGGGACGUUGCUCAUCUGCUGAGGCUGUCUCGCCUGUUUCCCAGAGAUGACGUGAACACUGUGGUGGAUGCCUCCUAUGCCCUUCCUCACGUUGCGAGGCUCCUGCACAGAAUAGUUGACAAAAACAUCACGGAAGCCCUCAAGGAUGUGUACGACUUCACACUCCUUCAUGGCAUGAGCAUUUCUAAUGUCACCAGGGAAGACUUCGCUGUUGUAAUAAAAACUCUUCUAGACACCGUUGAAUUAAUAACAGAUAAACCAGGUGUUCUCGCAGAGGCUUUAACUUGCCUUCCUGUGCUUUGGUGCCGGAAUCACACGACUCCUGGAUUUCAGCAGAAUCCAAAGUUAGAAGCCUGUCAUGGCCAUGAGCUCAUGUCUUCUUCCUUUUAUAGCAAAGUGGCCAGUAUGCUUGACCACCUCCACCUGUCUCCCCCAGGUGACGUUUCACAGUGUUCAAAUGAAAGCUCGCAGAUGGAAAUAACUAGGAAAAUGGUCUGUUUAAUUCAUGAACUGGGAGACUGGAACUCCAUUCUUCUAGAGCUGUCUGAAGCCUUCCAUGUUAAAAGUUCGCUUGUGAACACUAUGCAAGAAUUUUGGCAAAAGGUGUUACCAUUUGUCCCAUCUUCUGGAAAUCAACGCAAUGGCAGCAUGUCUGGGCUUUGUUCCACUGGUCCUGUAAAGCAAGUUGCUUUGCAGAUCCUAGAAAAAUUAAAAAAUGUUAACUUUACAAAUAUUACGUCACAUGAAAACAUUCUUCAUAAACUAGCUAGUUUAAACAAGAUCCUUAAUCUCAAUGAAGGCACAGAGGAAUUUGGUGGAAAUGUUUCCUUAAAUUUGGAAAGGAUAAUAAAAUCGCUUUUUGGGGAUCAGAGCCUAGAAAAUAGUGCUUAUUCUUUAGCCUCUCCAUUCAUGGCGUUUCUGAAUGCAACCCUUGCAGGUAGUAAUUUAGAAGUAUUAUCAGGUUUUAUUAAAAAAAGCGAAGCAACUUACAACUUCGAAGAAUUAUGGCUUGAGUUUCAACAAACCGUGAAAGAUCUAAAUCAUGACUUAAAUAUCAGACAACUGUUCUCUGAAAUUAACAAAGACAUUCAAAUUAUUAAUUCAGUGGCCCUUCAAAACAUAACUUUUCAACUUGCCCAUCUUUUGGAAAGCCUGAAUUCAUCAUCUUUGCAGGCAUUAGAAAUUACCGAAGAUUUUCUAUCGGUCACAAAAAACUGGCUUCAUAAAUAUACAAAUGAAGAAUACUCAAGAAUGAUACAAACAUCAUUUCUUCUUAUGGCCAACAAGAGUUCAGCUGAUGAUCUAGCCUUGUUGACUGAAGAUAUCACUACCUAUAUGGGCUAUCUCAAAAACAUUUCUAGAGAAGUUAAGUUUGAUGAUGCUCUUCUUACUCAGCUGGUAAACCAAGAGCAGCUAGCUGACUUCUCAGUUGUUCGGUUGCUUUUAGGAAGCUUCCUAAUUCAUUCAGCCAAUAACUUAGCUGGGAGUUCUCAAGAAGCAGCCUGGAAUUUAAGUGAUGCUGACCUUCAAAUAAUGAAUUUCAUGGACUUCCCCAUGAACCAAACGCAGUCAGAAAAGGGGGAGAGAAUAAUUCUCUCUCCAGGAAGCAGAGUGGAGUUCACGGACCAGCUUUUGAAAACAUUCUUUUCGUUUUUGCAAAAGGGAAAUUAUGAGAACAGACUCUCUCUUCUGUGUAAAGACUUCCCCAAAGACGUCACUGCGGAGAUGGGUUUUAUCCCAAAGGACAAAAUUCUGGAAAUUCUGAAAGUGGAUCAAUUUUUUACCUCUAUGACAGAAGACAAAUUGAUGAGCAUUUCUUCAAGUUUAAAGGAGACUAUGUAUCAUCUAAUCAAAAGCUUAUUUCUAUUAGACAAUGGAGAGUUUUCUUUUGAUAGUCAUCGAGGACUGCAGUUCAUGCGAGGUUUAUUUAAUGUGCUUCUACGGGAAACCUCGAUGAAAAAUAAGACUGGAACUAAUUUGGAGUUUCUUACACUGGUGAGUCAGUUGCUUUUCCAUACGAACAGUUCUGAGGACCUCUUCAAACUCAGCCACGACCUUCGGUCAGCUCUGCACCUUGUGAGAGAAACCUCAGUAGCGAUAGCAAAUCUGAGGGAUACUCUUUUACUCUCUUUCAAUAAGGACUUCCAUGGCUUGGAGCCUAUGCUCCAACAAGUUAUACUUGCUAAUCUAACAGAUUUGCUUUUCUUUGUAAAUACGUCAUUUCCUCUAAGAAACAGAGCCACAUUACAAAUUACUAAGAGAUUACUUGGUAUUGUCUCAAGAGCUGGUGGAGAAAGUCAGGUCCCGGAACCCCUCAUGGAAAUGUCUAAUACUCUGACCAUGCUGGUGAGUGACAUUGCUGAAAUGGAAGACCUUGUCACAUCCACAAACUCCAUCGUGAAACUACUUGAGCUAGCCAAGAAAGUUUCGGGGAAGAUGGUCUCUCUUUUUGAAACUCAUGUCAUCUCCAGUACCAAUGACACCAUGAAAUUCUUUGACACUCUCUAUUCCAUUUUGCAACACAGUGUUCAAAAUGUGAAUGAAAUAAGUACUUUGAAAAAAGUGGAUCAUUCGGUAUAUGAAAAUAUAAAUGACUUGGUGACUCCAUUUCUUGACUUGGCCUUUGGGAUGAUUGGGGUCAAACCUAAUAUUUCACAAGACUCUGACAUUUUCAAUAUGUCAUCUAACAUAGGCCAAUGUGUGAAUAAGUCCAAGGAUUUUUCUGAUAUUUUGAAAGAAAUUGCUGAAUUUUUAACUUCUGGGAAAAUUAAUUUGGGAGAUGUGGAGCAUUUUCUGGUAGCAGUUCAUAAUGGGACUCAAAUAUUUUCUAUGGAUUCUGUCAACAUAUGGGAAGAAAUCCUGGAUUGCUUAGUUCCUAUAAAUGACAUCACCAACCAGAUAGACUUGUUACAUCCUAACCCAAUUUCCUCUCGUAGUUUCUGUCAAGGUGCUCAUGAAGUCAUCCCGUCUUUGGGUGAAGUGCUGUCACAAAACAGCACAGAACUGGAGACUUUCUUGAGAAUGGUGAUUGAUCUCACCUUAGAAGCUCUUUGGAAUAACUUAGAGGAGAAUAAGGGGAAUGUUUUUAAUCUGUGGCUGACACUUGCUCGGCAUCCAAACACCCUUUGGAAAGCCGUGGAAAGAGUUGUCGAGGUCUCCAGAGGCGUGAGAGGUGGCAGCAGCCAUGAUUUGGGGGAAGCUUCGGUCCUCGCCCCGUCUCUGAGUCAGAACGCAGCUCCUGAGAAACCUGACGGCACGCCCCGAAGCGUGUUACCUCGAAUGGCUCUCCCACGGGCAGACCUCCUCAACCACUCUCAGUGGGCGAAUUCCACGAGAACUUCGUUUCAGCCCAUUUUGGAGGUUUUUAGCAAUGCAACCACUGGAAACAAGGUCACAUCAGGAAAGGAAGAGAAGACCGAGAAAGACGUGUUUGACUCUCCUUACACCUGCAACCCGUUGCCACAUUUCAAGAACUACGUGAAGGGACUGCUUGCAUUGAUUGAAUACUGGCAGGAAGUCCCCCUGACGCGUCAAAGUGUUGCUGAAAUGUGUCAGGGUUCCUGGCAGCCUGGGGAGCCUGCGGUGGCCGUCGCGACUCUGCAGAGAGUGAAGAUGCUGGUCCUGCGAGCCAUCCUCAUCCUUGCAGAAAACCCUUCCCUGGCCCAGGACGUCCUGUGUGCUGCUCUGAGCUACCCGCGCGGUGGCAUAAGGCGACUCCUUGUAUCCGGCCUGCGCGGGGUCGCUGCGGUGCGGGACCACUACCAGGAAAUAGAGAACAUCUGGUCCUCGCCCGGUCCCCUAGACUGUGAGGGUCUUAGCGGGAAGCUUGCCAGCGCCAUGGAACGCCUCAGGAGCCACUUGGAAACCGCCAGCACCCGGGACUGUGCGUGCGAGCCUGCCCUGGACGGGGACCCCCGGCAGGUGCACACGUUGGUCCAAAACCUCGAAAAGACUUUGUUUUCUGGGAAUCCGAUGAUGACUUUUCUUAGCAAUUUCACUGUAACUGCGGACGUGAAAGUAAAAGAUUUGAUGAAGAACGUCACCGACUUGACGGAAGCGCUGCGGUCUUCCAUCCCCCUCUCAGACGGCACUGUCAGCAGCAUUUUAGAAGCCAGCCUCGCCCACUCGCAGGUUCUCUCGAGUGCCCUCACCGUGGCUCUGUCUGGGCGAUGUGCCCAGGACGUUCUUGGUCUCCUGCUGGUGUUGCCUGGGGAUGAAGUAUCUUGGAAGGCAGCGAAGGAGCUGUGUGGCCUGCCCGGGGCCGAAGUGUUCGCUCUGAUCGUGUGCAUGAGCCGGAACCUGGACCUGCGGAAUUUCAUUUACAGAGCUCUGAUACCAGCCGAGGCCAGUGGCAUGCUCAGUUCCCUGCUGGACGUGGUCUCCAGGCUCAGCCGCCUGCUCCCCAAAGCCGGCCGCGUCCUGGAACACCUCCCCGAAUUUCUCCACACGUUGAAAAUCCCUGCCUUGCUGGACACGCCCGGCUUCCACCAGGCAUCCCGCAGUGGCCAGGCCCGAAGUACAGCCUUUGGUUCUUUCCAGUCUGUGAUGAAGAUGGUUUGCAAGGAGCAGGAGUCUUUCCUGAGCAACUCUCACGCGUUUAUUAACUUGCCCAGAGUUCACGAACUCUUGGGAGAUGACAAAGAAAAGUUCAACAUUCCCGAAGACUCAACUCCAUUUUGCCUGAAGCUUUAUCAGGAAAUUCUACAGUCUCCAAAUGGUGCUUUGGUGUGGUCCUUCCUGAAACCUAUACUUCAUGGAAAAAUACUGUACACACCGAACACCCCGAGGAUUAAUAAGGUCAUUCGGAAGGCUAAUUACACUUUCUUUUUUGUGGACAAACUGAAGACGUUGUCAGAAACGUUGCUGAAGGUAUCCAGCGCCAUUCAGGGCACCGGGAAUGGCCAGGCGCUCAACCAACUGCAGAAAGCCCUGGGAAACAAAUUUAUAAGAAAGUUUGUAGAAAGCCAGUUGCACAUCAGUGUGGACAAACUGACUGAAAAGCUACAGACAUACAGAAGGGUGCUGGGCAGGACGCUGAGCCACCUGGGCGCCGGGCGCCUCCACUUCCUGGGCCAUGUCUUGGCCAACCUGUCUUCGUGCGUGCGGCUGGACCGCUUCCAGGCGUUCGAGUCAACCGCCAUCCUGGAGGUGAAAGCACAGGCGCUCAUGCGGCAGAACAGCUUCCUGGCCAGUGUCAUAUUUAACAGCUCCUUAGCCGACGAGAACUUCAGAUCAGAGUCGCUGCCGCUGCCGCCUCACGUGACAUACACCAUCCGCACCAGCGCCUUGUACAGCAUGCGGACCGACUUGGUGAAAAACCCCUUUUGGAAGUUCCAUCCUCAGAGCCUACCAGCCGAUGGGUUUAAAUAUAACUACGUCUUCGUUCCGUUACAAGACAUGAUCGAAAGAGCCAUCAUCCUGGAGCAGACGGGCCAGGAAGCCGUGGAGCCGGCUGCGCAGGCACAGGCCAUCCCGUACCCCUGUCACCGCAGCGACCUGUUCUUGAACAACGUUGGCUUCUUUUUCCCCCUGAUCAUGAUGCUGACGUGGAUGGUGUCUGUGGCCAGCAUGGUCCGGAAGCUGGUUUACGAGCGGGAGAUCCAGAUAGAAGAGUACCUGAGGAUGAUGGGGGUGCACCCCGCGGCCCACUUCCUGGCCUGGUUCCUGGAGAACGCGGCCGUGGUGACCAUCAGCAGCGCGGCGCUGGCCGUGGUCCUGAACGCCAGCGGCAUCUUCGCCUACAGCAACCCCUUCGUCGUUUUCCUCUUUCUCCUGGAUUUCGGGGUGUCCGUCGUCAUGCUGAGCUACUUCCUGAGUGCAUUUUUCCGCCAAGCGAACACAGCCGCCCUCUGUACCUGCCUGGUGUAUAUGAUCAGCUUUUUGCCCUACAUCAUCCUGUUGGUUCUACACAACCAAUUAAGUGUCACCAUUCAGACGCUCCUGUGCCUCCUCUCCACGACCGCCUUUGGACAAGGAGUGUUUUUCAUUACCUUCCUGGAAGGGCAAGAGGCAGGAGUCCAGUGGGGGAAUAUGUACGAGUCUCCGGAUCACGUGGGCAUGGCGUUUGGCUGGAUUUGCUGGGUGAUACUGUUUGAUUCGGGCCUGUAUUUUUUAUGUGGAUGGUACCUGAGCAACUUGAUUCCUGGACGUAUUUUCUCUGGCAGAUCCAUGUUGACGGGACUGUACCCUCCCACUAAUGGAACCAUCAUCGUCAAUGGCAAGAACCUGCAGACAGACCUGGCCGCGGUCAGAAAGGAGCUGGGGGUGUGUCCUCAGCAGGACGUCCUGUUCGACACCCUCACCGUCCGCGAGCACCUGCUGCUCUUUGCUUCCAUAAAGGCUCCGCAGUGGAGCCGGGCUGAGCUACAGCAGCACGUGCACAGAGGGCGCCCCGUGAGGAUGGACCUGGAGGCGGCCCGCUCACCGAGGCAGCCUUCUGCCCUGGAGGUCGAUGGUGCGAAGGCCACGGCUGGCGCUACAGCUCUGAUACAGACCUAUGUCCCGCGGGCGUUUCUCAAAGCCAGCAGUGGGCGUGAGCUGAGCUACGCUGUCCCCAAGGACGCCGACCGAGCCUGCUUCAAAGGACUCUUCCAGGCUCUGGAACAGAACCUCCAUCGUCUGCACAUGACGGGCUACGGGGUUUCUGACACCACAUUGGAAGAGGUGUUUCUGAUGCUUUUGCAAGAUUCCCCAAAGCAAUCUGACCUCGCCCCGGGGCCCGAGCUGGACCCGCAGAGCCACCGGCCUCCAGAGUGUGACCCUGUCUACUAUGGCGCCUCUGCCAGGACCCCACCCGCACAGGGUGGGCCGCCGCCCCUUGCCCAGAUGGCCGCCCUCCUGAGCAAGCGGCUGUGCCACACGCGCCGGGCCUGGAAGGGCGCGCUGUCGAGCGUGCUGCUGCCCGUCCUCUUCGUGGCCGUGGCGAUGGGCUUGUUCAUGGUGAGGCCUUUGGCCAUCGACUACCCGCCCCUCAAACUGACACCUGGCCAUUACGAGAGGGCCGAAGCUUACUUCUUCAGCAGUGAGAGUGACGACAUGGGUCUUGCCCGCGUGCUUUUGCGGAAGUUUGAAGACCAGGGUUUGCUCUGCGCCGACCCACACCCGGACCUGAACAGUUCUUCCUGCUGGAACGUGGAUCCCUUUACUCACCCAAAAGUCCAGGGUUCCUGUGCCUGCCUGCCAUGUCCCAAUGGAAGCGUCGCGCCCCCCCACCUGAGCAGCCGCCUGGGCCACACGCUGCUGAACCUCUCAGCCCUCCGCCUGGAGGAGUACCUGCUGCUGCCGAGUGGAAAGCCCAGGCUUGGAGGCUGGUCCUUCGGAGUGCGAAUCCCGGGUCGCGUUCAAGAUGCAAAUUCAAGUAUAUCAAAACCCCAAACUCUGGCAAAGGUGUGGUACAACCAGAAGGGCUUCCACUCCCUACCUUCCUACUUAAACCAUCUGAACAACCUGAUUUUGUGGAGGCUCUUACCCCCUUCUGUGGACUGGCGGCAAUACGGAAUAACGCUGUACAGCCACCCGUAUGGAGGGGCCUUGCUGAACGAGGACAAGAUCCUGGAGAGCAUCCGCCAGUGUGGCGUCGCCCUCUGCAUGGUCCUGGGCUUCUCCGUCCUGUCUGCGUCCAUCGCAAGCUCCGUGGUGAGGGACCGGGUGACCGGGGCCAAGCGGCUGCAGCACAUAAGCGGCCUGGGCUACAGAACGUACUGGUUCACGAACUUCCUGUAUGACAUGCUCUUUUACUUGGUUUCUGUGGGCCUGUGUGUCGCCGUUAUCGUGGCCUUCCAGCUGACAGCUUUCACUUUCCGCGAGAACUUGGCAGCCACGGCGCUCCUGCUGGCGCUUUUCGGAUACGCCACUCUCCCGUGGAUGUACCUGAUGUCCAGGGUCUUCUCCAGUUCGGACGUAGCUUUCAUCACUUACGUCUCGGUGAACUUCAUCUUCGGCCUGUGCACCAUGCUGAUGACCACCAUGCCCCGCCUCCUGGCCAUUGUCUCCAGAGCUCAGAAUCUACAGGACAUCUACGACGUGCUCAGGUGGGCCUUCACUGUGUUCCCUCAGUUCUGCCUGGGCCAGGGCCUGAUCGAGCUCUGCUACAACCAGAUCCAGUACGACCUGACCCACACCUUCGGCGUCGACCCCUACGUGAGUCCCUUUGAGAUGAGCUUCCUGGGCUGGAUUUUCGUGCAGCUGGCCUUGCAAGGCUCGGCUGUCCUCCUCCUGAGGGUCCUGCUGCACUGGGACCUGCUGCAGGGGUGCAGGGGUCCCUCUGCCAUCCAAGGCACAGUCACAUCUUGUAAGGACACAGAUGUUGAGAAAGAGCAGAUGAGGGUGUUGAAAGGAAGAACCAGCGGAGACGUCCUCGUGUUAUACAACCUCAGUAAAAGUUACCAGGGCUUUUUCAAGAGGACCACUGCUGUGCAAGACAUCACUGUGGGCAUCGGGAGAGGGGAGUGCUUUGGGCUUCUGGGCGUGAACGGAGCUGGGAAGAGCACCACAUUCAAAAUGCUGAGUGGGGACGUCCCCCCGAGCUCAGGACAUGCUGUCAUCAGGACUCCCACAGGAGAGGACGUGGCCCUGUCCUCCGCUGGCCUGGCAGGGCUUCGUGUCGGCUACUGUCCGCAGCAGGACGCCCUGGACCAGUUCCUGACUGGGUGGGAGCACCUGCGUUAUUACUGCAGCCUGCGCGGGAUUCCAAAAGCGUGCAUCCCUCAGGUUGCUGGGGACCUGGUGAGGCGCCUGCACCUAGAAGCCCACGUGGACAAACCUGUGGUCACCUACAGCGGUGGCACCAAGCGGAAGCUGUCUGCAGCCCUGGCCCUGCUGGGGAAGCCAGACCUCCUCCUGCUGGAUGAGCCCAGCUCGGGGAUGGACCCCUGCUCCAAGCGGUUCCUGUGGGAAGCUAUAAUGAAGGAGGUUCGGGAAGGCUGUGCCGUGGUGCUGACGUCCCACAGCAUGGAGGAGUGUGAGGCUCUGUGCACGAGACUUGCCAUCAUGGUCAACGGAAGCUUCCGGUGCCUUGGGUCCCCCCAGCACAUUAAGAACAGGUGUGUUGCAUUUCACUUUGCACCCCGGCGCUGUGCAGAAGUUCCUGUGGACAAUGAAAGCCAGAAGCAAGCCCAUGGAGUUAGUGUUUUAAUCGGCAAGUCUGACCGGUACGAUGCUGAGACGUCAGCCAAGGGGCAGCAUCUUAAUUUACUGGAAUAUCACAUGCCAAAAAGACGGGAGUGCUUAGCUGACCUGUUCCGAGUUCUUGAGGACAAUAAGACCUUGUUGAACAUCAAACAUUACUCCAUUAACCAGACCACUCUGGAGCAGGUAUUUAUGGAACUUGCCGCCGAGCGGACGCCACCGCCUGCCCCAACCCCCGAUGGCGAGCAGCUGCCCCACUUGCCUGUCUAAGGCCCAGGAAGAUGUUUUAAGAGGAACCAAACCUUGGCUUUUGUUACAAUCAGUCCUCCCGGAGCAGAGAGGCGAGCGCGGGGAGAAGCUGGAAGACCCGCGCCAGGCAGGCACACGGCGCGCUCCCCAGCACUGUGGAAACUCGUUGUGAACUAGCGAUCCUCAGACUGAAAGGUCUUUCUUUCCUGCACACUUUUGGGGUGCUCCUCCAGCACACGCACUCUCUUAGCCAAGCCAAGGUGGCCCAGGUGUGACUGAAUCCGGAGUCCAGGCAGGUAGGCAGUUUGGGCCUGGACAGGCGGUCAGAGAUGGUCCAUUUCAAACAUUCCAUUUUGCUUUUAGGGAGCCUGAGGCCCCCAACAUUAAAAGCAUUACUGACUUAUUUGUAUAGAAAAUAGUACCUAGGGCUGUGUUCUAUUUUUUCAGCUUUUUACUAGAUAUGCUUACACGUGCCUAAAUAAAAAUUCAAUGAUUUAAAUGCAAACUUUUCCUUAUACUGGAUGACAUUUUAUGGUGUGACAUGAAAAAAAAGGCCACUUUUUUCUUCUAAAAGAUGCUUUUUAAUCAACAGUUUUUUAGUUAAUGCUUUAGCAAAAUUAAAUAAAUUGAACUGGGUACUCUGAAUCAUUUAUAAAAGUUUUAUCAGACUUUCACAGAUUAUGAUUUUAGAGGGGUAUAGAAAAAAAAUGAUGUGGACGUAUUUUCUUUUUAUUAAUUUGGAUUGUAAUUACCAUUUUCGAAUUAUUUAAAGCCAGUGUUUUUCAAGUGUUGGCUGUCCCAUAUUAGCUGUGUCAGCAGGUCCUGGGGCUUGUUAGAAUGCAGAUUCUCAGGCCUCACCCAGGCCGGUGAAUCGGAAACUCGGGCAGGAACCCCGCAAUCUGGCUUUUAAACAAGCCUCCCUGGAUUCUGACGCACAUUUCAGUUUGAAAACUGGUGAUCUAAGGAAAUGACUAGUUACCUUCUCAUUAUACAAGCAAAAUAAGCACAAUAUAUAGUAGAUAGGAUUACUUCUAACAUUUAAAAUUUUUUCCAAGAACUCUGUCACUCUUAGAAUUAUUGCCCUCAAAGUAUUUUCACAUUUAAAUGCUGAGAUGUGGCCUGAAAGGCUAUGGAAACCUGACGCCUUGCAUCUUGGGGUUGGUAAAAAUCCAUAAAUCUGUGUGUCUACUGCUGAAAAUAGUUUCCAGUGAGACAUUUAUGAGUUGAGAUAUUUCUCAACCUUCUCUGAAUAACAUUUUCUAAACUCUCAAUGGAGGACUGGAUUACUCAUUUUAAAAUUUAACCUUAUCCAAUUAAGUUUUUGAGUAAUAGUAGCUUGUGAUGAAAGGGAACCACUUUCUGGUGACAUUUCAUACUGAAGCAUGAUUUCUUUAAAAUCUAUCUUUCCUAAAUGAUCACUUUAUACUAGAGUUAUUUUUAUAUUAUAAGGAUUAAGCUGAUUGUAGAUAGUGUUCAUUGAAUGAUUCGAUCCACAUGAACUGUACUUUCUUAAAGGAAUUAGAGUUUUAUGAUUUUCCCUCCAAUACUAAUAUUGUCUCAUUGUCAGAAUGGAAGUUGUAAUCGUUUGUCAUUGUUGUUGAAUCAGUAAAUAAAAUUUGUCAGACACGAAUGUGUUUAUACUGCAGUGAAUA
Hipposideros armiger (great roundleaf bat) is the source of this 15209-nucleotide messenger RNA. It is a transcript of the gene ABCA13, whose product is annotated as ATP binding cassette subfamily A member 13. The record is from RefSeq and is a predicted model, not a curated record. The transcript is spliced from 52 exons. NCBI's taxonomy places the organism in Eukaryota, Metazoa, Chordata, Mammalia, Chiroptera, Hipposideridae. Gene Ontology annotation, cellular component: intracellular membrane-bounded organelle; membrane. Gene Ontology annotation, molecular function: ABC-type transporter activity; lipid carrier activity; ATP binding. The coding region runs from base 1 to 13578 and encodes 4525 amino acids. Gene Ontology annotation, biological process: transmembrane transport; lipid transport.